This is a messenger RNA of Exaiptasia diaphana, 2110 nucleotides long. RefSeq lists its product as uncharacterized. Bases 212 to 1264 code for a protein of 350 amino acids. The transcript is spliced from 5 exons. Lineage: Eukaryota; Metazoa; Cnidaria; Anthozoa; Actiniaria; Aiptasiidae. The record is from RefSeq and is a predicted model, not a curated record.
UUCAAAGUAGUGUGGGUCAUCAUGGCUUUGGUCAUCAAAUAUCGGACGUAUUAAAAUUAAAAUCUACUAAAUCCUGCUUCUUUGCGUUACUUAGACGUAAAAACGGAAAGAUUACCCUUUGAUUUUAUGUUUGUGUAUAUGUCACGUUUUGCGUUCUUGUACAGCGUGACCGUGUCAACAACCCUGCUUUCAAGAACUGUCUUCAUUCAGAAUGGCGGCGUUGUCGCGAGCAAAGUCCAUUCAGCUUAUYGUAACYGGUGUUUUGAUGGUCCUUUUUAGCUGCGGWCUAUUUGGAUUGCUGUAUAUGAUACACAGUGAUAAAUACGAUUUUGGGAAGAGCGAUAUAUUCAAUAGAAAGACUUCAUUUUGGGUAGCUAUCCCGAUAACCACUACCGGUUUGGUAGGCGUUCUUGCUGGUAUUACAACCAAGACUUCCCUUGUGACCUUGUACUUGAURACCACACUGGUUUCAACCGGUUUAUCAGGUUUGGUGUCAGUGGGAUAUGGUUUACGGGUCAACAACAUACGUGCUGGUUGUGGUGAAGACAGCACUUGCAAGAAUUCAGACACUGUUGUACUACUGGGCACAAUCGUCCUUCUGUCAGCUAUACUCUURACUAUAUCAUUACUAGCUGCAGUCAAGGCAUGCCAGGCAAAGUGGGGGCCCUCUAAGAACCAACGGAAGAAGCGAGCCAUCAACGCKGUCGAAUAUACCAAGAACAACAAAGAUCCUGCUCUCGUACCAGUACACGGUAGAKCCAAUCYYGGGGCUGAAAUACAAGCCAAUGGUGGCUCAACAAAUGAAACAAAUCAUGCUUAUGAGAGCUUACAGCCAGAUAGGAUCACAAAGCAUGAUGAUGCUCAACCAGAUAAGAUCGCAGGGAAUGAUGGUAAAUCUCCAUCAGAAAAAACCGCUAAGGAUGAUGGAACCUCUUCGAAUCAAGCCGUCGAGGAUCAUGGUAUAUCUCAGUCAAAUGAGACCGGAAAGGAUGAUGGGACKUCUCUGGAUAAACCYGAAGAGGAUCAUGGUAGAUCUCAAUCAGAUACGACCGCAAAGGACGMUGAUACCUGCCAAAUUCAUAGUCCCCCAAAGGAUGACGGGAAGAGUGCUUACUAUGAAGCGAUGGAUGAAMAGACRGMAACAAGUCCACAUUAUGAAUCUCUUGAUGAAAAUACAAGAAAUCAAGAUGAAUAUGAAGAAGUGAAAGCAAAUGGAGCUGUUAAAGUCAAUGAAGCUUUUGAAAGCGACGAAACUGCCUUUUGAAUACGCGCGGUUGUGAUAGCAUUAGACUGUUCGACGACAAGACGUGAGAAUGUCUUGCAUUUAGGUAUCUUARUUAUUAACAGAAAAAUGAUAACUUAGUUCAACAUUCAAAACGUAGAUAUUUAGAGGACAUAGAAACGAAAUCAACAAGAGGUAGCAUGAAAUACCACUAUAAAUCACUAAAUAACACGGUAUAAGACCUUGUUUUUAAUCCAAAGACAACUUGGAACUAACCAAACAUAACAUAAUUCAUUUUUAUUUAAAAAAACAUGUACAACCCUUUAAAACCAUAUUUACAAAAUUUUUAGAAAUAAAUAUCGAUGGGACUUGAUCCAAAUGUUUCAGUGCACCUUGCAGCGCCCGCGCCACAAGUGACAUGAUCUUUGUUGACUGCAUUUCCAUAGAAACAAUAGUAUAUAUAUAGUAACAACAGGAAAUAAGCAGCGACGCCAUUUUGUACACUAAAGCAUGAUGGGAGUUGUGGUUCUCUCCUAGAAAAUCUCCCUAAAAGCCGUUUUUAUUUAUUUUUCUUGUAGAAACGGAACAGGUAUUUCUAUUUUUGCAGAGAAAAAGCCAGAACGGCUUGAGACGACUGUUUAGCGGACAAAUAAUUGUUAGAAACACAACUCCCAUCAUACUUUGCUGCAUAAAGUGUCAUCGCUGCACAUAGGAUAUUGAUGCUUUUAUAGCUUCCUACAAAAAAUUGUAUCAAAAAAUUGAUAUAAUUUGAUAAUUUGAUUCGUUGUAUGGCUAAUUAGUUCUUUUGACAAUAUUAUAUUACUCAUCUUUGCGUAAAAGUUCAAAAAGAACGCAUGCUUGCGAACAAUAAAAUAUAUAUAUAAUACA